GGUUCGAGCAACGUUCAGGGAAUCUACAUCAAGUCUCUGCCGAACAACGGUGCUGCCGACCUUGAUGGUCGGAUCAAAGUCGGCGACAAAAUCCUCGCUGUAGAUGGCGCCAGCAUCGUCGGCAUGAGUCACCCCGACGUGGUGCUUGUGUUGCAGCGGACAGGCGACGUCGUGACCUUGCUGAUUGAGAAAGGCAACGGCGUCGUGCCGCAGAAUCGUGACUCAUCCCCCGUGGCGACGACGACGACGCGGACGACGGGGGAUGAGCGGCGAGGCGCGAUGGGAGAACGCAACGAGAACGAACAUUACUCAUUCAUCAACGACGACAACACGUUCGACGUUACCAUAGAGAAGUCGGCUACUGGCUUCGGAUUCAGCAUCCGCACGGACGAGCAGAGACGGGUCGUCCGCAUCAAGCGUCUGUUCCCGGGCACGCCGGCCGAUGCGACAGGGAAGCUGCGAGUCGGCGACAUUAUCCUGUCCGUAGAGGGCAUCGGGCUCGGAGGCAUGUCGCACAACGAGGCGCUGAACAUCCUGCGCGCACGCAGCGCGAUCACGCUGACGAUCGUUCGUCCGGACGACGACUCCGCCGCCUUCCCCAUCACCGACUCCUUCCUGGAGAGCUCCGGGAAUUCCGCCGGGAUGUCGGGAUCUCUCCUGGACGUCUCCCAGCCACCAGGGGGCGCCGACAACAACGGCUGUGCGGACGGACUGCACUGCGGCGAGAGCGAGCGGGCAGACGGUUGCCACGGCAACCAGGACGGUUACCGUAGCGACAAGGAGUCUGAUGAGGAUAGUGUUGACUCGGGGAAGCAGCAGCAGCCGCCGGCGAUGCGUAUGACGGCGGGCACCAGGGGGAGCUACGGGUCGCUGGGUUCGGACUCGGACGAGGGAGGCGACGGGAAAGAGAGGAAGGGCGUGCAGCGCGCGGUGAAGGAGAGACUGCGGAUGCUGGAGAAGGCCGGAGCGGUGUUCAAGCGAAGCAUGUACGGAAAGAACCGCGUCAGCAACAAACACCUGCCCGCAGGCUCGUCAGAUGUUUUACAGACAGAGGGAGAGAGCUUCAACUCCACGUCGUCGUCACGCGCCGUCGUCUACGCCGUCGCCCCCGGCAACGCGAGCCCGCCGACCGAUGCCAGGGGGAGCCACGCAUCGCCGGACAGCGAUGCCAGCACGGACGAGCCGUAUACGCCCGAGAGCGCACUCAUGCACGUCGAACUUGUCAAGCCACCAGGGGGCGGUCUCGGCUUCGUCGUCGCCGGACAGCGAGGUCGGGUCGUCGUCAAGGCGAUAACGCCGGGAGGGGUCGCCGAGCGAUCCGGGAAGCUGAGGGUCGGAGAUCGCGUCCUGCAGGACAUUGCAGCGUUCGGCAAGCUCGACGGAGACUUUCCCUACCCAAUCAUCGCAGACGAGAAGCGCCAACUGGCGGUGAAGCUGGGCAUGGUGGAUGCGGUGGAGAGGGAUGCUGCAGGGCUUCCUCACUGCCGAGCUGUCUUCAUCAUCGGACCGGAUAAGAAGCUGCGUCUCUCCAUGCUCUACCCGGCAACCACCGGCCGCAACUUCACAGAGAUCCUACGUGUUGUCGACUCCCUACAGCUGACCGAGACUAAGAGGGUGGCGACACCUGCCGACUGGAAACAGGGCGAAAAGUGUAUGGUGGUUCCAACGGUAAAACCAGAGGAAAUCGCGGGACUCUUCCCAAAGGGAGUAGAUAUCCUUCCGAUGCCGUCGGGAAAGCCUUAUCUUCGCAUGACGCCGCAGCCGUGAGCGGGAAGCGCGAAAGGGGAAGCAUCCUUGUGAAUCGAGAAACGGGAAAAAAUUAGGGGGAGUGAUCUUCUCGUAGCGGGUCUAUAGUAACUGCUUGAAUUUCUAUAAUGCGCCUUGCACUCUGGUCGUAUAUAUAUAUAUAUAUAUAUGCAUAUGCGCUACUAGGACUAAAUAUAAAGUAGACCAUUCCUGUUAAAGUGUUUGUGAUGUCAAAACGCCAUUCCUGAGAUUAUUCACAAGACGAGUUCAUUUCUAGUGUACCUGGUUGCAUCAGAAUUUUGCAGCAAACCGCAGUUCUUUAUACUGGUACUCGCAGAAUAAAGGUGUUUAAAAGCACUAUAA
Molecule: messenger RNA, 2109 nt
Organism: Priapulus caudatus
Lineage: Eukaryota; Metazoa; Priapulida; Priapulimorpha; Priapulimorphida; Priapulidae
Product: tyrosine-protein phosphatase non-receptor type 13-like
Molecular function (GO): peroxiredoxin activity; protein binding
Source: RefSeq, a predicted model, not a curated record